AUGGCAACUUGCAAGGGCAGCGAGCACGUGGGCUUCAAGUCUACAGGCAUCACAAGCAGCUGCCAUUUGGUGGUAGCUGUGCCGCGCGUGGAUGCUGCUGCCAUUAAAAGUGCAGUCAAAGUUGGAUAUCAAAGCCGGUGGGAUGAUGGGAGGGUUCCUGCAGGUGGUGUAGACAGUACACUGCCUACACUUCGCGCGAGCAACCGAAAUCCCGCCCUAUCACGCAUGAUCUGUGUCGUGCGUGAACAGCGGCACCAGACGCCAUGCCACCCAGCAGGCCUGCUAGAGGCCUUAUACAUGCGAUCUGCAAGUGCCGGAGCACGCGCCGGCACCCUGAGCGCCCUGGAUGCAUGCGGGCGGGCAUGUCCACCAGCGCCCAGACCGCCACUCUGCUGCGGGCUGUGCAGGGCUCUGCUGCUGCUGGCAUGCCUGGCGGCGGCGGCCAAGGAGGCCGCCGCCGCCUUUCCAGCACCUGGCGGUGCAGCUAACAUCACCAAGGUGACGCUGGUGGUGGCCACCCACCUGGACGUCGGGUACCACUCGGGCGGGCCUGAGCCUGGGUACGACAACAACACCCUGUCGCGCUACUUCAACACCCACUUCCCCAGGGCCGUGCGCGUGGCCCGCCAGCUGCGCCAGCGGCCCGGCGGCACCGAGCGCCUCGUCUUCCUGACCCACAGCUGGCUGGUCAGCCUGUUUCUCGACUGCCCGACCCACAUCGGCCUGGUCUGCCCCAACGCCACCACCGUGGCCGACUUCAAGGCGGCCGUCCACCGCGGCGACAUCACCUGGCACGCCCUGCCGCACAAUGCCCAGGUGGAGCUAUAUGAUGCCGACCUGCUCCGGUUUGCCGUCAGCCUGACGCACGACCUGGACCGCGCUUUCCACCUGCCCCCCAAGAUCACCGCCAGCCAGCGUGAUGUGCCGGGGCUGACCCGCGCCGCCGUGCCCAUCCUGGCCGACCAAGGCGUGCGGGCCAUCUCAGUGGGCGUCAACGGCGGCUGCGCCCCCCCUGCUGUGCCCCACUUUACGCCCUUCAUCUGGCGCGACCUGCCCAGCGGCAAGGAGCUGCUGGCCAUGUGGCACCCAGGAGGCUACUCGGGGACACCGGUGGACGGCCGCUGGGAGUGCGUCAAGGCGGAUGGGCUGUCGCAUGCGCUGUGUGCGGCCUGGUCUGGAGACAACUCGGGGCCGCCGGAUGCGGAUGAGGUGCUGGACAUCUACGCCCGCCUGCGCGCCGACUUCCCCGGCGCCGACAUCGUGGCGGGCGGCUUUGACGGCUUUGUGGCUGACGUGCUGGCGGCGGCGCCCCGCCUGGACCUGCCGGUGGUGACGGGAGAGAUUGGGGACACCUGGAUCCACGGUGCUGCUGCCGACCCAGCCAAGCUGGCCGAGUACCGCGCCCUGCUGCGCCUGCCGGAGCACACCGCUGGUGUGGACCAGAAGGAGUAUCCCAACGACUGGGAGCACUGGGGCAAUGCAGCCUUCCACAGGCGGCUGGCCAACACGAGCCUGGGCAACCCCUUCGCCGUGGCGGUGCACAGCUGGGUGCGGCAGCGAUCGUACAACCGCUGGGCGGUGCAGGAGCUGGGCAACAGCCAGGAGGGCCUGCGCGCGCAGGAGGCGCUGUCUGCGCUGCAGAGGGGCAGGGUGCCGCCCACGCCCCACGCACCAAGCAGCGGCUUCCAGCGGCGCAGCCUCCAGGAGCCACUGCUGUUCCAGUCGCUUGCCUGGCAGCUGGAGCUGUCUAGCGCGACCGGCGCCAUUGUGGGGCUGCACUUCAAGGAGAGCGACUUUAACGUUAUGUGGGAGCAGUAUGCGUUUUUUGAAACCCGGGACGACUGGUUUGCCAAGGACUUCUCCAAACCCAACUCCACCCUGAAGGGCGGCGCGCGGCAUGCCGCAUACCUGCCACAGGCGGAGGAGGUGUGGUGGCGGCGCAACGAUGACGGCGGGCUGCACAUCACCGUCAAGUCCGCCUUUGAGCGCUAUGCGGUGCAGUCUGCGGGUGCGCCCAAGGUGCUGUGGACCGAAAUCAGGGCGCUGCCUGACACCCCCGACCUGCUGGUGGAUCUGGUGUGGGAGGGCAAGGCGCCCACGCGGCUGGCGGAGGCCUUCUGGGUGACCUGGAUCCCGCGGCAGCAGGCAGGCGAGUGGCGCAGCGACACGUGGGGCGCUUCCAACAGCUGGCGCUGGCCCCUGCUGGCCGGCCUCUCAGCGGCUCCCCUACCUUGCCUGGCUGCCGGCUGCCUGCUACGUGCAGUCAACAUCAGCAGCUGGCUGAUGUGGAAGCUGGGCCAGCCCAUCUCCCCGCUGGAGGUCAUCCGCAACGGCAGCCACGGUCUGCACGCUGUGGGGGACGAGGGCGUCAGCGUGGACAGCGCAGACGGCAAGCGCCGGCUCUACAUCAGGUCGCUGGAUGCGGCGCUCGUCAGCCCCGUCCGGCACACGCCCUUCCCGAGCCUCUCCACGCCGCCCGACCUGCGGCAUGGCGUGUCUUACUGCCUGACCAACAACAUCUGGGGCACCAACUACGCCAUGUGGAAUCCAUACCUGCCCAGAGAUGCAAGCAUGCGCUUUAGAUUCGUGCUGCAACUGGAAAUACUGCCAGCUGUACAGGCACAUAUGGCGGACGCCUGA
This is a messenger RNA of Chlorella variabilis, 2640 nucleotides long. RefSeq lists its product as hypothetical. The coding region runs from base 1 to 2640 and encodes 879 amino acids. The record is from RefSeq and is a predicted model, not a curated record. The transcript has 18 exons. NCBI's taxonomy places the organism in Eukaryota, Viridiplantae, Chlorophyta, Trebouxiophyceae, Chlorellales, Chlorellaceae.